Aspergillus wentii DTO 134E9 is the source of this 876-nucleotide messenger RNA. RefSeq lists its product as uncharacterized. The record is from RefSeq and is a predicted model, not a curated record. The coding region runs from base 1 to 876 and encodes 291 amino acids. NCBI's taxonomy places the organism in Eukaryota, Fungi, Ascomycota, Eurotiomycetes, Eurotiales, Aspergillaceae. The transcript has a single exon.
AUGCCUUUCGUCAUGCGACCUUUGACCUGUUUAUCCAAUGUCGAGAAAUGGAAAGCAUGGAUUCCGUACUCAGAUAAUCCACGAGACCUGGCCAAACCCCUUCUAUCCAAGCUCCCCUUCAUCGACAAAGUCCGGAUUCAACUCGAACUGCGACCUAAAGCUUCAGAAAACACGGAUGAGAUGAAGUGGCUCGAAACAAAACUUGAAAAUGCCGGUCAUCUCCAACUCGCUCAGAUAGUUCGCUGGCAGAUCUUCUGGUCACUAGAUGACAGUAGGAGAAGAAGCCAAGAGGGACGGUGGUGUCAGGAAAUAGUCAAGGCCGAUAUCAAGGGACGGUGGAUUGUGCAGAGAGAGAUCUAUGUCCGAGACGAAGCUCAGGCGUUGAAAAAGAUGCUCGAGUUGUCUUCUGAUGUCGAUACAGCAAAGGCAUCACAGCUAAGUGCCUACGAGGAGGAACUCACGAGCCUCAAUGAUCAAUACUGGGUCCAUGAGCGAUCGUUAUGGAUUUUAACAGGAGGGGGGCCGGUUGGGGCUUUGAAAAGAGGGUAUAAAGCAACAAGAAGCGAUCCAAACUGGUACCUAUGUGCUUGGCUACGCCAGGAGUGUGCAGGGCGGGGAGGAUGCUGUGGGAGAGCGUGUGGAUGCUGCGAGAAAUCGAGAGAUACAUGGCGGGAUUUGAAGCGAGGACAUUGCACGACUGCCUGUGGCUGCUGCAUGCGCAGCCGGAAAAAGACAGGCGUGAAAGGUGGAGAGAAGAAGCCGGAAAUGGACAAAUUUCCAUUCGAUCUGGCGGAGAACAAAGAAGCAUACAGUCGGCGCAUUGAACGAGCGUAUAUCUGGGGAUUGAGUUUUUUGGAUGAGUUGGAUUGGUUGUAA